This is a messenger RNA of Diuraphis noxia (Russian wheat aphid), 1148 nucleotides long. RefSeq lists its product as uncharacterized. Gene Ontology annotation, biological process: DNA integration. Lineage: Eukaryota; Metazoa; Arthropoda; Insecta; Hemiptera; Aphididae. Gene Ontology annotation, molecular function: nucleic acid binding. The record is from RefSeq and is a predicted model, not a curated record.
AAGACGCUUUGAAGGUACUUGUCAAGAUAACCCAAGCUCAAGAAUUCCCUUCCAUCUUCAAAGGGCUUGAUUCGUCCAAGAACGAAGCGAUUCCAGUGUCGUUAGCGCGUCUGUCUCCAUUUAUAGAUGCGGACGGAAUCAUUCGUGUAGKAGGUCGUCUUCGGCAUGCUAAUAUCCACGAGAAUCGUAAAUACCCUAUCUUGUUACCAAAAUMUUGUGUCCUUACAACCUUACUCGUUCGCCAUUUCCACAUCAAUUAUCUUCACGCAGGACCACAAUUAGUUGCCUCGCUCUUAGCCGCACGUUUCUGGGUUAUAUCUAGCCGUUCGGUCAUACGACUUAUAACGUUUAAGUGCGUAACAUGUGCAACACAUAGAGCUACCAUUCCGUCGCCGAUUAUGGGAGACCUUCCAAAAUCAAGGACUCAGUCAGUACGACCAUUCAGCAAUGUAGGCAUAGAUUACGCUGGCCCUCUUAUUAUAAAGCAAGGAAAACGUCGAAACGCUCAAGGGACUAAGUGUUACUUAGCAAUUUUCGUGUGUAUGGCAGUCAAGGCUGUUCAUAUAGAARUUGUGUCCGACUUAUCAACCCCCGCGUUUGUUGCCGCGUUACAUCGCUUCACGUCUCGGCGAGGUGUUCCAGUUAAUAUCUAUUCCGAUUGCGGAACCAAUUUUCAAGGUGCGGACAAUAUCCUACGUUCUCAAYUACAAGAUCCAGCUGCUCGCRAUCUCUUCUCAAAUGUCAUACCAUGUCAAUGGCAUUUCAACCCUCCAGCUGCCCCUCACUUUGGGGGAUUGUGGGAGGCAGCCGUGAAAUCAGCCAAAUUUCACUUAAAGCGAGUCAUUGGUAGUCAAAUACUCACAUUCGAAGAAAUGACUACAUUGGCACAUCGAAUUGAAGCGGUACUCAACUCCAGGCCGAUCACCCCAUUUUCUACGGAUCCAAACGACUUGCGUGCCCUCACUCCUGGCGACUUUCUUAUCGGUUGUCCUAUAGUUGCGCUACCGGAGCCAGAUUUAACCCAAACGCCGAUWAACCGCCUAACGCGAUGGCAGUUAUURAGUCAGCUUCAACAGUCAUUUUGGAACCGCUGGUCCGGGGAAUAUUUGGCUACAUUACAGGGAAGGUCAAAAUGGUACCGCAAGCAA